CCUUACAAGCACUAAGCAGCUGGAAAUGAUCCGGAAGUUUUUAGUGAAUCGAUGCUUAUGCUUCAGCAUGUGAAUCUAUUUACUAGAUGAAUGCCAUUUUUCACUGGAAAAAAAUUAUAUUCACCUUUUUAUAAGAGCGUCCUGCCUUUGGAAAUGUAAACAUAAACAAUGGGUCGUUCAUCAAAAGAUAAGAGAGAUAUCUACUAUCGUCUAGCCAAAGAAGAGGGUUGGAGAGCCAGAAGUGCUUUCAAACUUCUACAGCUGGAUCAGGAAUUCAACCUGUUUGAAGGUGUUUUUAGGGCUGUGGAUUUGUGUGCUGCCCCGGGCAGUUGGAGUCAAGUUUUAAGUCGUAAACUGAAAGGGAUUGAUGGGAAGAGUUCAGAUGUUAAGAUCGUGGCGGUGGACCUGCAGGCUAUGGCACCUCUGCCGGGAGUAAUUCAGAUCCAGGGAGACAUCACAAAGGUUUCUACAGCUCAGGAGAUAAUUCAGCAUUUUGAGGGACAGCCCGCAGAUCUGGUUGUGUGUGAUGGAGCUCCAGAUGUUACUGGCUUGCAUGACAUCGAUGAAUAUAUCCAAGCCCAGCUGCUUUUAGCUGCACUGAAUAUCACAACACAUGUAUUAAAGCAAGGAGGAACAUUUGUUGCAAAGAUUUUCCGAGGUAAAGAUGUCACCCUGUUGUACUCUCAGCUGAAGAUAUUCUUUUCAGAGGUGACUUGUGCUAAACCUAGGAGCAGCCGAAACUCCAGCAUUGAAGCAUUUGUGGUUUGUCGUGGAUAUUCUCCCCCAGAAGGAUAUGUACCCAAUAUGUCAAACCCUCUUUUGGAUCACUGCUAUGACAUAGACUUCAAUCAACUUGAGGGCCCAAAUCGGGUAAUAGUUCCUUUCUUAGCUUGUGGUGAUCUGAGUGCAUAUGACUCUGACAGGACCUACCCCCUCCAGCUGGAGCCUGGGAAACAAUACACAUAUGUUCCACCCACUCAACCUCCAAUUCAUCCUCCUUACCAAGAAGCCUGUUUUUUAAAGAAGAAUAACCUUCUUGCCAAAGAGAAGACCCCCUUCCAUUGUGAAGUCAGCAACAAGUCCGAAACAACCAACACUAUGCAAGAAGCUGAACUGUCAGCCAAUGUCAAACAAACUCUGGAAAGAGAAUCUGCUUCAGAAGAUGGUAGAGGGAUUGAGCAGACUUUGACAGUCUUUCUGUCAGAGAGUGAGAAAUCUGAGGACUUUUAACUACUGUCAGAAAUUUUGUUUUUAUUCAUUUUUACUGUUUUAUGUUUUUAACUUGCAAGUUAAAAAAAAGACUUAUCAAAAGUUAUUCAGUACUGAUCCAAAUUUGUAAUGUUCAUGAUGAGUUUGAAGAGGCAAAAGCAUUUUACAUUUCUCGUCAUGAAAUAGUAUACAAUAAAAAUGCAAUUGUUACACA
Messenger RNA from Protopterus annectens (West African lungfish), 1423 nucleotides. It is a transcript of the gene FTSJ1, whose product is annotated as FtsJ RNA 2'-O-methyltransferase 1. Gene Ontology annotation, biological process: tRNA methylation; cytoplasmic translation. Gene Ontology annotation, molecular function: tRNA methyltransferase activity. Gene Ontology annotation, cellular component: cytoplasm. Bases 169 to 1230 code for a protein of 353 amino acids. The transcript has 11 exons. The record is from RefSeq and is a predicted model, not a curated record. Lineage: Eukaryota; Metazoa; Chordata; Ceratodontiformes; Protopteridae.